Messenger RNA from Thalassophryne amazonica, 4366 nucleotides. RefSeq names its product ras-associating and dilute domain-containing protein (gene radil2b). The record is from RefSeq and is a predicted model, not a curated record. Gene Ontology annotation, biological process: neural crest cell migration; substrate adhesion-dependent cell spreading; signal transduction. Gene Ontology annotation, molecular function: GTPase binding. Gene Ontology annotation, cellular component: microtubule. Lineage: Eukaryota; Metazoa; Chordata; Actinopteri; Batrachoidiformes; Batrachoididae.
GGUUCUGAUCUGUGAUCACAACGGGUUCCUGAUGGAUUCGAAACAAACUGCGCCUCGGUUACGGUCUACGUCAUCUGAAACCCUGACAGCACGAAGCUGAACCGAAAGCAGCGACUCGAACAGCUGGAAACAUCUGCAGCGCCAAACAGCAGCGGGGCAGCUGCAGGGAGCGCGCGCCGACGUCAUAAAGGCUAAGACUUAAAAAUAAUAACAAUAAUGAUUUAAAUGAAUAACUUUAGCAUCACUUUUCAAAUGCAUAAAUCAAGAAUGAAUUUGACGAAGAUUCACCGGGAAGAACUGCCGACUUUAAAGGAACAUUCCACCAAAAGACGCUUCGUCAGCUUCGGAAGAAACACAAGUGAUGUCUCUGUGCAGUCAGGAUCGUCCACCUGUAGAUCAUCAAUCGGUAAACCAGCAGUGGGUGUGGCUCUCAGGCAUCCCAGUAACAGACGCAUCUCUCGCCAUACCAACCGCGUCUCAGGUGUCUUCCUCCGAGGCCCUACCUCCUCCAGCUCGGGCUCCAUGUCUCUGACUACAGGCCUCAGGUUACCUCUGCCCAUCCCUGCCAGGAAAGGCAGCAACACUUCUGCAGAUGCUCUAAUGGCAGAGGACCCAUCUGAGCUGUCCAAUCAGAUCACUGCUCCAGGAGUCCUGAAGAUCUUCGGGAAUGAAAUUUGUGAAGGAGCUGAGUAUAAGAGUGUCCUGGCCACCAUGCAGUCCAGUGCUAAAGAACUGGUCAAAGAAGCCCUUGAAAGGUACGGUCUGGACAAAGAGGAGGCGGGGUCUUAUGUUCUCUGCGAUACCAUUGGCUCCAUUGACCUGCAUCAGUGGCGGAUGGAGGGUUUACGAGUCAUCGGCGACAAUGAGAAGCCCCUCCUCCUGCAGUCUCUAUGGAAACCACGAGCAGGUUUUGCGCGGAGGUUUGAGAUCCAGAAGAGAAGCUCUGUGGAGGAGAAGACAUCCAAAGAGAAGGACACCAUCACCGCAGGUAUCAAUGCCCAGGCUCGAAAGCUACAGAAGAGCCGCUCCAGAGUGUCCUCAACGCUCAUACAGAGGACGACGGGCCAAAGCCAGAAACUAUGGAGGAGCAAAAGUGAGUUGGACCUGUUGGACUCCGACACAGAGAGCAAACAAGAGCAUAAAAAAUGUGCCAAACAUCAAAGGGACAGUCUGAGUCAGAAUCCAGAGCGGAGCUAUGAGCUCGACCCAAAAGCAAGCCCAGAAAUCAAUCAGAAUCCCACUUCAGAUCACAGCUUGGCUGCUCCCUUCAGCUCACGACGUGCCAGAACAGAGACUCUUUGUCCGCCAAGACGGAGCGGCGAGCAGGACGGAGAGGAGUCGGAGAAGGAGGAGACGGAGAGCAGCGACGAUAACACCACACAGUACUCCAUUCACCCUCCUCACGACUGUCCCUACCUGCUGCUGCUGCAGGGCUGCAGCCCCGCACAGGACUUCCUGGUCUACUUACUGGCGGGUAGAGAUGUUUUAAUUGGUCAGCAAACUGAGCCUGAAGACGGGCCAAAGGCCGACAUUGUCCUUUUUGCUCCUGACAUUGCUCAGAAGCACUGCUCCUUCAUUCGCCAAAGCGCUGGCACCCCAACGGUGCUCCUGCCUUAUCCAGAUACUGUGGUCACAAGGAACGGCGAGGGGGUGAGGAUAGGAGUGCAGCUUAACCCCGGUGAUGUCAUCGGGAUGGGACAGAGCUACCUGUUUCUAUUCAAGGAUCCUGUACACUUGAUGCUCAAGGACGACUCCUUCUUAUCUGCUGUUCCUUCGCUUCUACACAACACAGCAUCAGCUACAGAAAUGACUCUCUGCAACAGCUGCGCUGACGUCCAGACCUCGAUAAGCAAACACACCUUGAACAGUGGCCCUCCUCUCCUAAAAUCACCAGAAGGUCACACAUUGACUGCGCAAUAUGAGGCCAAGGAUGAGCAGCGCAUCAUCAGGGAGAUAGUUGCUAUGAGCAAAUGCAUCUCGGAGGACAGACCAGCGUUGACUGCCGCGUUUCUACUGUGCAUCUGUCUUCAGAAUUCAGCCAUGUGUCUGCAGACCUCAGACCUCCGCAGGCUCCUGCUGCUGGUCGCUGAUGGAAUUCAGACUGCUGUGUGGGUGUGCACAAAGGAUUUGGCUGGAGCUCAACCGGAAGUCCUCAGUGUUGAAGGUUCAUACUCAGUCCAACUGGAGCCCCUUAGCCUAGAGGAGGUGAUUUCAGGUUUGCGCCCUCUUGUGGUGUGGAUGUCCAACAGCCUGGAACUGCUGCAUUUCAUCCAGAACCAGCUGCCACUUAUUCUGGAGUGGAGAACCCACAAAGAGCAGGGACAAAAGGAUGAAGAGGAAAUAGAAGAAACUGCAAACUGCAAGGAAGAGGAGAAAAUAGGCCUGUUGGAACUACGUCUGUCCUCUGUGCGCUCAGCCAGUGAAGAGACGGUUUCUGUCCUGGAGGAAGUCAUCCUGCUGGCCUUCCAGCAGUGUGUGUACUACAUCACCAAGGUUCUCUACCCCAUCCUUCCUCGUCUUUUGGACUGCAACCCCUUCAAGGAACCUUCUGACCAGCACAGUGCCACUGAGAGGGAUCCAGUCCUGGAUAUUGGUCAGCUUGAGGAGGUUGUGGAGGUCUUAUCUGAGACUCAGCAAAUACUCUUGGACUGUCAGCUCCACCCACAGAUUUCUGCUCAGCUCUUCGCCUACCUGUUCUACUUCAUCAAUGCCUCGCUCUUCAACUCACUCAUGGAGAGAGGCUCUGAACCCGGGUUCUACCAGUGGUCCACAGGCGUGCGCAUGCGGGUCCAUCUUGACCUGAUCUUGGACUGGGCUCACGCGUCUGGACUGGGGGAAGUGGCCUUGGAGCAAACACGAGCUCUCUCGUCAGCUAUCAGUCUGCUGGCCACACCGAGAAACACUUUACUGCAGACAUGCUGGGCGUCUUUGCGGUCCAGGUAUCCGGCCCUGAGUCUGGCCCAGCUGAACCACCUGCUGAGUCUGUACGGACCCUCGUCUCCCUGCAGACACGCGUGGGCGCCGUCUCAACACGACCAAGCCGCCGCUCACAACACUGCUGACAUCCUGCUGAGUUUUGACAGCCAUCACACUGUGGUUCUGCCGGACGGAGGUUACCAGUUCCUGCUGAGAAAGUCCAUAAUGGACUCGGCGUUGAGGGACCAGCUGGAUGUGCUCAAAGAUUUUAUCUCCGAUCUCUGUAACUCACCGUCUGAAACGGUCAGCAUCACUAGUGAGGAAGCACAGGGUAGCACUGUUCCCAUCAUGGAGCCCAAACCGAUGGAAGUCCUGCAAAAACACGGCCUGGACCCCUCAGAUGCACCAGCAGUGGAGGUUGUCUUAUCUCCAGUUCCUGCUGCCUCACCCCCGUCACCCCCAUCACCGUUCUGUCCUCCUUCCUCCACUCACCCCCCGAAUGAGUUUGGCUCCUGUGCUGCACUCCUUUUGUCCCAGAAGCUCAGAGACCUCCAGAAGCAGACUGAAGAGUCUGACGCCCCUGAGAAGAGGGGGUCAGUUUUUGACCCUUCCUGUUUCCUUACUCCACCCAACACCCCCCAAAAUGAGCUGCUUCGCCGGUCGUCUGGUGUCGAUGCUCAAGAUGAAGGUGGGUUAGUGUUUGGAAGCUUUUCUGCACUGACAGUCGAUCGCCUGAAGUCGGAUGGCAGCAGCAUGACAAAGAUCAUGGAGCUUAAAGAAGAAGAAGAAGAAGAGCAGGAGGUGGAACACGACGGCGAUGAGAUUUUUAGUCUGGAACUGAAGCAGGGGGAACAAGGACUUGGUCUUGCUCUGGUUGAUGCGAAGGACACUUCGCUGAGGGUGAAAGGUGUCUUUAUCCGAGCAGUGGUCCCGGAGAAUCUGGUUCCAGGAGACCGUAUCCUGGCUGUGAACAGAUUCAGCCUAUUUGGAAAGGACUACCAGCGUGGAAAGGAACUGAUCCAGUCAUCAGACAGACUGAGGUUACUGGUGGCCAGAUCUGAUUGGAUGGUUAAAGCUUUACAGGCUGAAUGCUGAGUUCAGUUUGCAGUAGUUGAAGAUUAUUCCUGCCAGGGCACCUUAUCUGGACAAGCCUACGUGUUGUUGUUUAAGAAGUGGACUCGCGUGAGAGAUUUUCUGGUCAAGAUACAGAUCUGUAAGUGGCAAAACGCACAAGCAAAUCAAACAUGGGAGGAGCCACUAAUGCUCCCUGAGGUGACACAGAUCAGCUUCUCCUCCAUCUUCUUCCGCUCGAACCGCAGCCCCCACUGGUGCUCCUGGACCAUCCGGUGGCCCCAUCUUGGUAUAGCUCACUUGCAAACCUCAAGAGGAAAAAACUAAGCAUUAAAAAAGUGGUUAAGAGAAAGGGCCAUUAAAGUUUUGUGUUUUUCCA